UGAAGUGAUGUGUGGUCGGUGGACGUCAUCUGCUGUAAUGCCCAUCGCGCCGCAAUGUCCUUCCUCGUACAGAUUAUCAAAGUGCUACUCGGUGUGCUUCUCAUCUUUGUCGCGCCCCAGGUCGAUGGCUUUUCCUACGAGAAUCUGCCGGCGGUCGCGAUGGAUUACAAAGUGCACAUCGAUGCCGGCAAGGAGGACUGCUACUUUCAAUAUGUGAAUCCAGGCGCGACUUUUUACGUCAGCUUUCAGGUCUUGCGCGGUGGAGAUGGGAAAGCUGGCUUUGCAGUAAGAAAUCCAGAAGGAGUUAUAGUUUAUCCUUAUCAGUGGCGUUCUAAUGCUGACUAUCAAGAUCUAUCUGUAAAUGGUGGCUAUUACAGUGUAUGCAUUGAUAAUCAAUUUUCAAGAUUUGCUGCAAAAUUAGUGAACUUGUAUAUCACAGUAAUUAGGUAUGAUCAAUGGCACAAAUAUACUCAAGAAUUAGAAGAACUGAAUCUUUCUGUUGAAAACUUUACGAAUACUAUUGUGACUGUGGAGAAAAACAUUAACGAGAUGCUUCAGACUCAACACUGGAGCAGAGGUAGAGAGGCGAGAGAUUUGAAUUUGUUAUUGGACAAUAACUCUUAUGUACAAAUGUGGUCUAUCGCACAAAUAAUUGUCAUCACAGUGGCAACCAUGAUUCAAGGAUACUUUGUUAGGAAGUUGUUUGAUGUGAAGACAUCUGGACAUUCAAAGACACGCAUUUAACACUGGUAACGUGAACACUUUUAGAUGAAGAUUAGUCUCUAACAAAUGGAAACUUGAAUUUUGAAUUUGCGAAAUCAUAAUUAACUGUUUACCACAAUGGAAUUUUGCAUUCUCUGUCGAAUUUAUAUUUACAUUAGUUUUAAAUGCACGCUAUUUUUUAUAAUGCUUUCUAUAGACAAUUCUAGACAAAGAAUUCUAGAUCAGAGUAUCGCUUCCUUUCAUUAUAUUUACAUAUAGUAUAUUUAUGAAUCGUAGCGCCGUUUAUACAUCAUAAGACUGUUCCGCAUUUCGUGUUUGUAAAAACAUUUUCAAUUAUUGUCCACAUAAUUUUUACUCAAUUUUGUUUUUAAUUUCAAACAUUCUCAUA
Messenger RNA from Linepithema humile (Argentine ant), 1111 nucleotides. RefSeq names its product transmembrane emp24 domain-containing protein 5-like. Gene Ontology annotation, biological process: Golgi organization; endoplasmic reticulum to Golgi vesicle-mediated transport; intracellular protein transport. The record is from RefSeq and is a predicted model, not a curated record. NCBI's taxonomy places the organism in Eukaryota, Metazoa, Arthropoda, Insecta, Hymenoptera, Formicidae. Gene Ontology annotation, cellular component: endoplasmic reticulum; endoplasmic reticulum-Golgi intermediate compartment; COPII-coated ER to Golgi transport vesicle.